UAAGUGUGCCGAGCUUUAGAAUUCUCUUUCACUUGAUUUUUAAGAAAGAAAAUUUUAAUAGAAAAAAUUGUGUCAUGAAACUCUUGAAAUCUAAAUUAAGCUGUUUUAAAUAUCUGAUACGUAUUAAAUUUUAAGAAAAGAAGAAAAAAAAAAAUACCCGAAAAUACGGCAUACUACAUGACCCAAAUUAUUAAAUAACUAGCAUACUUGGAAGCUUAAAAGCGUGAUUUGCAUUCCAGAUAAUUAAAUGAAAGAGCGGGAGAGAGAGUGAGUAAUGUAAAAACUCCUUACAAAAAUGCACAACUACUCAAAAUAUUUACUAAUACUUAGCUUCACGCUGGCAACACCGCUCUACACUUCACGUUGGCAACAUGCAUACAAAUGUAAUUUUAAUGCGAUUUCGCCACAUUGCUGCGUAGAUGCAAGCAAAAUCAUUGAUUUGUUGGAUAGCCAAGUCUGCUUAGUUGAGGAUCAUUCACACGGCGAGCCACUUCGCUACUCCAUAACCAUAGAUGAUUUUCCAGUCUGCACUGUCUAUCGUUCGGGUGCCUGCAUACACGAUGCCGAGAUUUGUGUGCUCUUGCGUCCACAUAUUUACAUUUGUCAAACUUCAUUCACACUCAUCUUCAAGAAUCGUAUUGCGGAAUGGUGUUUUUCGUCAUACUUGAAAAUUUACAGUAUAAAAAUGUAUAAAUAUCCGAAACUAUGUGGCUAUUUUACGGAAAAUUAUUUUCUAUUGCCGCGCAUAGUUCAAGAUUUACUCAUCGAUUUGGGUUAUUAGUGUGUGGUUUUU
Molecule: messenger RNA, 793 nt
Organism: Ceratitis capitata (Mediterranean fruit fly)
Lineage: Eukaryota; Metazoa; Arthropoda; Insecta; Diptera; Tephritidae
Exons: 4
Coding region: 296-781 (161 amino acids)
Source: RefSeq, a predicted model, not a curated record